AGGCGCGCGCGGGCGCGCUACAGCGGGGGCGCGCCCUCCUCCCGCAGCCUCCUCCCCAGCUCCCUUUCCGUUCCGCCAGUCUCCGAGCGCCUCUGUUGCUGCUGCGCCCGCCUCGAAGUUUGGCCGGCAGCUCUGGCUCCCUAGGCAGCCGCCGCCGCCGCCGGCCGCGCCAGCAAGCAACGCCGCUCUCUCGGAGCCGCCGCCGCCGCCGAGCCCGCCUCUCUGCUUAGCCGCUUUGUUCCUCUCGCUCCCCCUCAGCCCCUGAAGAGCCGGACGCCCGCGCCGUUGCAUGCUGAAAGUCACCAUGCCCUCGUCGUCGUCGUCUUCGUCGUCGCCCUCCUCCGCCCCCACCACGUCCACCGCCGUCGCCUCUGCCCCGACCUCGGGCCGGGCUGGGGGCGUCCCUGCCUCCGGAGCCACCGCCACCGUCGUCCCGGACUACUGGAUCGACGGCUCCAACAGAGACACCUUGGCCGACUAUUACGACCUGGAGUCGGAGCUGGGACGGGGUGCAACAUCUGUUGUCUACAGAUGCAGGCAGAAGGGAACACAAAAGCCAUUUGCUGUCAAAAUCUUGCAGAAAACUGUAGACAAGAAGAUUGUCCGAACAGAAAUAGGCGUUCUACUUCGGCUUUCACAUCCAAAUAUUAUAAGACUGAAGGAGAUAUUUGAAACCCCCACAGAAAUCAGCCUUGUCUUGGAGCUGGUCACAGGAGGAGAACUGUUUGACAGGAUUGUGGAAAAGGGAUAUUACAGUGAACGAGAUGCUGCGGGUGCCGUCAAGCAAAUCCUGGAGGCAGUUGCUUAUCUACAUGCCAAUGGAAUUGUUCACCGUGAUUUGAAACCAGAAAAUCUACUGUAUGCAACGCCAGCUCCAGAUGCAUCUUUAAAAAUAGCUGAUUUUGGACUUUCCAAGAUUGUUGCAGAUCAAGUGACCAUGAAAACAGUCUGUGGGACUCCAGGGUACUGUGCACCCGAAAUACUGCGAGGCUGCGCCUAUGGCCCAGAAGUGGACAUGUGGUCCUUGGGAAUAAUCACUUACAUCCUGCUCUGUGGUUUUGAGCCGUUCUACGACGAAAGAGGAGACCAGUACAUGUUCAAAAGGAUCCUGAAUUGUGAAUAUGAUUUUGUUUCCCCCUGGUGGGAUGAUGUGUCUCUAAAUGCCAAGGAUUUGGUUAAGAAGUUAAUUGUGCUUGACCCCAAGAAACGUCUCACCACAUUUCAAGCCUUACAACACCCUUGGGUCACAGGCAAGGCAGCCAAUUUCGCUCAUAUGGAUACAGCCCAAAAGAAACUCCAAGAAUUCAAUGCUCGACGUAAACUUAAGGCUGCAGUGAAAGCUGUUGUUGCAUCAACUCGUCUUGGGAGUGCAAGCUGCCACAGCACCCACGACAGCAAUAAGCCCAGCCAAAGGCAGUCUCUGCGCCCAGAAAUAGAGGACACCGUGGAGGGAAAAGAAGAAGUAGUAGUAGUGGAAGAAGAAGAAGCAAACUUCACUGAAUCUCAUGAAGAGGACGCUCAUGAAGAAGCAACUGAAGGAGCAACUGAAGGAGCAACUGAAGGAGAGUCUUAAAUCUUGGGGUAUCUUAUUCCAGCCAAGUUCUGUCAUUCCGUGCACUAGCCAAGAUACCAUAACAGAAACAAAUUAAAAGCAUGGCUACUCUGAGUGGCUUUGCCUUGGGAUGGAAAAUGCUCUCGCUGGUGACCUGAACUUCAAAAUGCAUGUGACUGCUUCCGAUAAAAAUAAAUAGUUCACAGUCUUUUAAUGGCAUGCCAUGGAUAAAGUGAUAUUUACAGUAAUACCAACGAAUGAAGUGGAGAGCAGGGAACACUCCUUAUUACCAACAUGUAUAUCUCAUGUAGAGUGUUUAUAGAUAACCUCUGAAGUGAAUGAUGAUUAUGGCUUAUUAUACAAGAUUUUCUAGAGAUCUUGACAUUUCUUCAAUCUGCUUCUUUUCAAACUCAUAAUCACCCAGUAGAUCAACGGGCGCUAAGACCCACCAAGUGUUUUUUAAAUGGCAUAUGAAAUAUUUUGCAUUCAUCCGUGAUAAUUUACAAACUGUUUACAACUGAGAACUUAAAUAUUUAUAUGCAAAAAACAAAAACAUUCCACUGAAUCCUGUGAAAGAUUUAUUUGAAUGGCUAUGAAACUAUGUUCCUUAAGAAUGCCUUACCUCUAUAAGUAACCAUUUCUGUACAGUAUUUUGAUGAUAACUAGAAUAUCUUUAGACUUCUGUCACAUUACUAUCUAGUAUUAUUUUUACAAAACAGUGUUAAGGAUAGUACUCAAACAGAGCAGGUAUGUGUGCCAUUGUUAAGGUACAAUUGGAAUUAGUCAUGACUAUGAAACUGUGCACCUGUUUAUACAGAGAGGGAUUCUGCAAUUAAUGUCCUGCAAGAACAAUAUUCAACAACAUGAUACUUUUGCUUUAGGAUACCAAUCAAGGUACUUGCCAUGAGCAGCAAUAGAAAUGCUUGCAUGAUUAGAGAUACAUGAGAAUUGUGUAGCCAGUUGUUGUUUUCAUUUUGUUUAAUCCGUCAGUGUAGACUUGAUCUAUAUAAGUGUGCCAGUAAAGAAGAGGUUAAGGUUAGGAUAGGACGCUGUCACUGCAAAAAAGAAAGAAAAUGUUCUGUUCAGGCACUCUGCCAGGUGUAACCUAUGCGAGUUGAAAAAUAAGCAGAAUGGAUAGCAUUUGCAAUAUAUUUUGUAGCACCUGAAUUUCUUAACAUAUAGAUAAAAAUGAUACAAAGAAAUUAGCAUGCAACAAUUAACUUUUAGUGCAAUCCUAUACUCAGAAGUAUGUAUGCCCCACAGAGUUCAGUGGAGCUUACUCACAGGUAAGUCAGUGUAGCACUGCAGUCUCUGUUGCUUUUCAGGAACACAGCCAAUACCCCAAUACGUUAGUUAUUUCUUGCAUUCUUUUUUCUUUGCCUUUGAAAUAGUAUUAUCUUGCAGAGAAACAAGAAUCGGUUAAACUACGGAAACCAAGAGGAUGCACAUGUUUUGUGUCUUCUGUUCUAUUGUAGUUAGAAAGGUAAUUAAAUAAUAUUUCUAUGAGACUUGGUAAAUUAAAACAACUCUGAUAACGACAGAACAGAAUGCUGAGUUAGUUUUUUGCAGUGAAAGUUUCCUAUAUGACUUUUGAAAGCUGCCAUGAUAUUUCAACCCAUUUAUAAAUGGAUAGAUCUUACAUGAAAAAUAUUUGUUUUGCACAUGGAAUCAUUGUGCCCAAGCACACGAACUGAUUCCAAGAUGUUGUUCUUGGAAAGUGUUUGCCUGUCUGGCAAAAGGAAGAAUUCGAAGUGUUUAGCUAGAAAAGCACAGCACAAUCCAAAGCAGUUCGCAGGUGGGGCUAGUUCUUUUUCUUCUGUGAAGAGGAAUGCUCUGGACUUGCAUGGAGAUUGCCCACUGCAUGCAAUAUGAGUUGAUAUAGAAGAGGGCUAUAUCACAUGGCCCCUUUACAUGUGAAGUUCUGUGCACACAUCAGAAGUGCCAGAUCACAACUUCUGCGUACAAUCAGCUGCAUAUCUGCUUGAAAGGAAUCAAGGGCUGCUUUCUCAGCUGCACACUGUGACUUGCAUUAUGUGUUCUGGGUACUGAGCCUGAAGUUGGAAGCAGGUUAUUGCUGCCAGGAAAACAGAAUUGUUUUUAAAUCCAGCCAUUCGGGAAACACAGGGUACAUGCAGUGAUUUCCUAGCUUCUUAUACAAUUGCUUCAGAAAUUCUUCCAGAAAACUAGUCUCUCUCUCUUUCUCUCUCUCUCUCUUAGCAUAUUAUCAAAAGUCUGGAAGCUACUCGUGCUGUGAACCACAUAAAAUAUAUUUUUAAAAAUCAGCAUCUUGGUGGCAACGAGGUCUGGGGACAAUCAAAACACCUAAAGGUUCAAAAUUCGGUCCAGAACCUUCAUCUAUACAGUGGUCCCUGGACUUACGAACUUAAUUCGUUCCGAAUGCACAUUUGUAGGUCAAAAAGUUCGUAAGUCGAAAAGCGGUUUCCCAUAGGAAAAAAAUAUUUGGAAAAAUUCGUAAGUCGAAAAAACUGCAUGUAAAAUUUUGUAAGUCGAAAAAAACACAUUUAAAUCCGCCAACGGUUUCCGUUCGGAUGUAGAAAUAUUCGUAAGCGUGGGGCCAUUUGUCCCAUUCGUAAGUCGAAACCUACGGAUGUCGAGUAAUUCAUAAGUCGAGGGACCACUGUACUUAUUCUAGAUACAUUUGAUUUGGUGUGUAAAUCUGAUCACGACAAGCACUUGAUCAGGUAUGUGAAAAUUAUCUGUGCUCUUGGGAAACCAAGAUUCCACACUGCAUUGGUGCUACCCAUUUUCUGCGGCAAUUUUUUGCAAACAGGGCAAAUCAAGGGUGUGUUAUAUCUGAUUCUGUAUGGGUCAUGGAAAUUCCAGUUUAUAAGAGUCUUUUAGCUCAAUCUUACGUAUACUUAUUCAAAAGUAAGCUCUGUGGAAUUCAGUGGGACAUUCUCCCGGAUCAGUGUGCAUAAGGUUGCAGCCUUAAAAUGUGACAUUGAUUCUGUGGUUGCCUAAGGAAUAGCAUUACCAUUUCACAUAAUGGUAUGAAAGCAGCUUACUGUGACAGGGGAGGAAAAUGAGGUGUAGACUAACAUUGAAUACAUGCUAUUGGUAAAGUUAAUUAGACACUGGUAUUAUUAUUAUUCUGAUAGGUGAGACAAGAUUAGGGUCUAGUAUAGCAAGUACUAUUAUAAAAUUAUUUCACAGAAUUAUGUUUCUCGUGAGUGCUACGUCAACAGUUCCUGGUUGCAGAACAGCAACAAAUCAAUCAAAUGACUUAAGUUGGUUUUAAGUCUCUGUUCAGCCAGGCUACACCCAUGGUUAAUGCAUGUCAAGGCUAAUAAUAGGGGAUGAACGGGACCUGCAAUUAAAUGUUGCAGUGUGGCUUGCUCCUGCUCAGGUUUCCAGCCACUUCAUUGUAUUCCCCCUUCCCACCUGGUUUCCCAUUUUUUCUCUUAACAGCCAGAGAGCAUCCCAUGCCUUCUGAGCAUACUUAGCCCUCCAUAGGCUUGGGGGGAUUUUUUUGCCCUAAAUAUUUUUGUACUCCUGCAGACCUUGAGGACAUAGGGUUCCCUCAAGCAGCGCAACUGUUCCUGCUGAUCCUACUGCUGCAUUUUCAUGUGAGUAGCUGUAUAUAAUUUCCACUGCUCAGUCACUGCGGUGUCUCUUA
Molecule: messenger RNA, 5189 nt
Organism: Zootoca vivipara (common lizard)
Lineage: Eukaryota; Metazoa; Chordata; Lepidosauria; Squamata; Lacertidae
Gene: CAMK4
Product: calcium/calmodulin dependent protein kinase IV
Biological process (GO): protein phosphorylation
Molecular function (GO): protein kinase activity; ATP binding
Source: RefSeq, a predicted model, not a curated record